AUGCCGCUAAACGGGUACAUCCUGACGCUGCCGAAGGUUUUAUGGGGCAACGUGACAGUAUCUGCUCACCUCAACCUCUUCAAUGUCGCUGACGAGGGAUCCAUCACCCUCAAGUUCAUGCGAAUCGAUUCCAACGUCACGAUUUGGGAGCAGACCGAAAAAAUCAAAGGCGAGGCUUCGAAGUCCGUGCCGUUGUACGUGCCAUGGGUGUCCGAAUCCCAAAUGAUGCAACUGAAGAUCGAGGGAAGAUUCGGCACUCUGUCACUGCCAUCGUACACGAUCGAGAAUACUCAAAACGUGUACGUGGAGGCUCGACCCUGGAUAACGUUCAUCCAGCCUGACAAGGAGUUGUAUUUGCCCGGCCAGCUAAUCCGUUUCCGGAUCCUCUCCGUCACGCCGGAUCUGCGUCCGAGCCUCGAACCGAUUGCCGACGUUUGGCUCGAGGACACGACGGGUACUCGCGUCGCACAGUGGAAAAAUGUGCCCGUCAUCGCCUACGUGGGCAUAGCUCAAAUGGAGUUCCAACUGUCCGAAGAACCACCACAGGGAACCUGGUUCAUAAAAGCGAAAGUCGACGGACAGACAGAGAUGAAAACGAUCCAAGUCUCAGAAUAUGUCUUGCCGAAAUUCUCAUUAACUAUCGUGCGUCCAGACGUCGUCCUUGCAAAUGCUGUGUCCAUUCCUAUUGAAUUUUGCGCCAAAUAUACCCAUGGGCAACCCGUGAAAGGAACGCUGAAUGCCGAAAUUUCACCGCGGACUUACGGGUACAACAUCACGGAAAAGCGGCUGCAGGUGAAAAUAUCGGAUCAACAG
This is a messenger RNA of Notodromas monacha, 813 nucleotides long. The record is from the annotation of a GenBank genome assembly. Lineage: Eukaryota; Metazoa; Arthropoda; Ostracoda; Podocopida; Cyprididae.